Molecule: messenger RNA, 915 nt
Organism: Penicillium malachiteum
Lineage: Eukaryota; Fungi; Ascomycota; Eurotiomycetes; Eurotiales; Aspergillaceae
Product: lipase family protein
Exons: 3
Coding region: 1-915 (304 amino acids)
Biological process (GO): lipid catabolic process
Source: RefSeq, a predicted model, not a curated record
AUGCGUUUCGCUGUGCUUUCCACUCUUUCUGCCAUAUUUGCAGGGGUCUAUUCCGCUCCUAGCAUCCUCCGGACUCGAGAUGUGGCUCCCGACGAGCUGUCUAAGUUCAAGUUCUGGGUCCAGUACGCUGCAGCAGCUUACUGCUCCGAGGAUUAUACUGCACAAGUCGGAAAUAGCGUGUCUUGCUCAGAUGACCUUUGUCCACAAGUAGAGGCUACUGGGGCUGAGAUUAUCUACGCCUUCUCCAAUACUACCUCAACCGAUACUGCUGGAUAUAUCGCGAGAGACGACACCAACAAAGCGAUUGUCCUGGCCUUCCGUGGCUCCUAUUCCGUUCGAAACUGGAUCGCCGACAUCGAAUUCCCCUACGCCGACCCUGGUCUAUGCGAUGGCUGUGAAGCAGAACUCGGCUUCUGGAGCUCCUGGACCAAUGUCCGGGAUUCCGUAUCAAAGAUCCUGAAUAAUAUCGUUGACGCAUACCCCGAUUACGAAGUUGUAGUCACCGGCCACAGUCUUGGUGCUGGAAUUGCUACCCUUGCGGCUGCCGAUCUUCGUGGAAGUGGUCAUACUUCGAUCAAGCUUUUUGCUUUUGCCUCGCCUCGAGUUGCCAAUCCUGCAUUGGCUGAUUAUAUCACAGCCCAGAAGAACAACUACCGCUUCACUCAUAUUAACGAUCCUGUUCCUAAGCUACCGCUGCUAGCUAUGGGGUAUGUCCAUAUUAGCCCCGAGUACUAUAUCACAUCGCCAAAUAAUGCGACUGUUACUGCUGGUGACAUCAAAGUACUGGAGGGGGAAAUAAAUUGGGAGGGUAACACUGGGACUGGUGCACCAUCUUUAACUGACCUUCCUGUGCAUCAUUGGUAUUUUGAAAGAGCGGAUGGAUGUAUUGGAUCUGGGCUUCCCUGGAAGGUCUGA